This is a messenger RNA of Lepisosteus oculatus (spotted gar), 4142 nucleotides long. The record is from RefSeq and is a predicted model, not a curated record. NCBI's taxonomy places the organism in Eukaryota, Metazoa, Chordata, Actinopteri, Semionotiformes, Lepisosteidae.
ACGCUAACCUAAAAAUCACUCAAUGUACUCAGUUUCUAAAGUUUCAACGUGCACUGAGUGCAGCAAAAUGUAGGUCAAAUGUCCAGGAAGAUGAGGCAAUCGUGAAAAAGGAAUGUUCAGGCAUUCAACAUGAAAGAAUACAGUAUAUGAGUGAAAAAUGUUUAACGACUCUGAGCAGAGAAAAUAACACACUUUUACUAGACCAAAUAAAACACUAUUAGCAGACUCUGUUGAGGAAAGCAACAGCUAAAUUUAGAAUUUCUAAUUUUCACCUUUAAGCAUUGCAGCUGUAUGAAGUAAAACACCUGCACCAUUCUUGAGAACUUAACUAAUGCGUCCUCCAGCAAAUUACCAGGACUGGAAGAGACAGUGUAGAAAACUCAGUAAGGUUGUGAAAUUUCUGUGAAAUCACCUGGCAAAUGCUUGCCCAGAUUUGUUUCCCACAAAUUCUGAGUUUGUAUUGCUGUCUCUGAAUUCAAAGAAGUUUAUAUAUACAGUAUAAGAUCAGUCAUUGAUAGCUCUACACCCCUUUACAGAUACCACAGUCUCAGAUUAACUUCUUUUUUUAUUUCCACCAAGAUAAAAGGCCACUAAAUGUCUUGUCCUACUUUUAACCAUCACAUUUGUUUAGCGGGUGCAUGCUUUUCUGCGGUAGUGUUUAUCAUAAAUGUUAUCAGUCUCAUCAAUCAUUAGAAAUUGCUUGCAUCACAGAAGGGCUUUUAAAUUUAAAACCGGAUAACACAGAAAGAAGCCAUUUCUCAAGAUCUGCCAUCUAACCAACAGGAGUGUUUUCAGUACAGGACAUGCAGAAGCAUUGCAUUUCUGUAAUUUUAAGGACCACUUCAUAGAACAUGAAAUGGGUUUCUACAGUAAAAAAUGGGAGAUGUUGAUGAUUUUUGUCUCCCUUUUCUAUUGGAAAGAUGGAGGCUGUAUAGAGGUAGUGUGUCAUGGGAUCGUGCAGAUAGAGCCCAAACCAAUCUUUCUCAUGGGUUCCAAUAUCACAGUUCUCUGCCAUUCAUAUAAAGCAAACUGUAAUGAAAGAUUGGUAAUCUAUCUGAAUGAGACUGAACAGAAGCCCCUGGAGAAACUAAAUUGCUCUACUGUGAAACUUCAACUCACAAACUUUAGGGCACCUCAUUCCACUGUGGUAUGCAAGAAAAAUACAUUGGAAACAGUCUGCGGCCAGAAUAUUGAGCCAGGAUAUCCUCCAGACAAACCAACAAAUUUAAAUUGUGUUGCCCGAAGAAAUUCUAAGAACAUGACAUGUUCUUGGCAGAAAGGAAGGAAAACCCACAUAAAUACAGUCUACACAGUGACAUUUCAACAUAAAAACAGAAGCAAAACGUUUUCAAUUACAAAAGAUCAUAUCCAGGUCCCUUUAUCGAGCGUGGAAAAGGAUAUCGAAUACAUGGUUUCUGUGAAGGCAUAUAAUCUCCUGGGAGAAGCGCUGUCAGACGUGCUAUUGCUAACAGUGAAUAAUAUAGUGAUACCUGAUCCACCAACUAUUACAAAGAUAGAUUUUGUGAAUUCUUCUCAAGCAGCCGUGGUUCACUGGAAUACGUCAGUGACAUCUGAGUUGUUUAGUAUUAAUGUGCGAUACAGAACAGCUCGUCAUGGCAGAGAGUGGGUGGAAGAACAGGAAAAUGAACCCAAAAAGGACAAAAUUGUACUGAAAGGAUUUCAGCCCUUCAAAUGUUAUGAGUUUCAGAUUCGCAGCUGUAGAAGUAAAAUGAAUUCCUCAUGCAGUGUCUGGAGCUUAUUAUACUGGGAGAGAAGCCCAGAAGCAGCACCUUCAAGAAAACUAGAUGUGUGGAGGAUAUUAGGACGCACUUGGGCGAACGGAACACAAACUGUGACUAUACUUUGGAAGGCACUUUCUCCUGAAGAUUCCAGAGGAGUUAUUCGGGGAUACCAGGUGUCUUACCAAGAGCAUGGGAAGGAACCUGUCAUUCUUACAUGUGAUGCCAACGAAACUCAAUACCAAGUGAUAAUUCCAGCCACAGUAAAUUCUCUUCUUGUCACUACCUUUACCUCAGCAGGGAGUUCACCUGCCGCAGAGCUAAUCCUUGGGCAGAAAGUUUCAGGGGCACCAAAAAUCACAAACCUGAUAUCUGCAGGGAAUUAUUUGUGCCUGACCUGGGAUUCUAACUGUUGUCACAGUGAGUCACUGCUCUGGUAUAUUGUAGAGUGGCAUAGGGAAGAUCAGAACAUACAAUGGAGAAAAGUGGAAACUAAACACAACUCUACAUGUAUGGAAGCUAAUGAACCUGGAAUCAAGUUCCGCAUUUCACUGUAUGGUGUUGCUGCAAAAGGGGAAACGCAACCAGCCUAUUCUGAAAUAUAUGCAAAGGAAGAGAAACCACAAGCAGGUCCACAGAUUUCAUUGCUAAAAACAGAAGGAGAGAGCAUUCACAUCAAAUGGGAUGAAAUUCCAUUGCAUCAGCAGAGAGGAUUUAUCACACAGUAUACCAUCUAUCUGAGGAAAAACACAGGCUCAAAUUACUGUAAAAAGAUUGUGAUCCAGGGAAAUGUUUCCAGAGAACGGUGGCUGGAAAAGCUGGAUUCUGGUUUCAUAUACAUCUUUUACAUGACAGCAUCCACCUUAGCUGGCGAGGGACCGCCGGGAGAAGAACUGAUCUAUCAACCUCUGGGGUCCAUGCUAGAUAUUACCAUGGUCUUUGGUAUCAUUGUUGCAGCAACUAUCCUUGUAGGAAUUCUUGCAAAUUUGAUGUUUUGGAAUUGUGUCAGGAAAAGAAUUAAAAGGAUAUGGGCAUUAAGAGGACCAAGGUGGUUAAUUGAAAAAUUCCCCAAAGUUGAAAACAGUAAUGUAAUUAAACUGCUGCAGGAAAAAGAAAGGAAUUAUUCUGAUUCUUCAUGGCUGUCCACUUACAGUGACCCUCCUAUCACAAGAGUGGAAGAAAUCAUUCCAUCGUCCAUUGAAAAGAGUUUAUUUCCUCAAGAUGCAGAAGGUCCAGAGAGAGAAACAGUGAAGCCUGUUUGCUUACAAAAUUACAAGUUCAACGUGACUCCUAUUGAAGGGCAUGGAUACAAGCCACAGAUUUCAAAGGAAGCCCAAAAGAAUGAGUUAGCAGAAGGACUUGAAAGUACUUUCCUCCUGCCUCUCCAUACUUGGAUAAAUCCCAUCCAGGCAGAAGAAGCUAGUUCUCCAGGGGUUUGUGGAAUAUUGACAAGCUUUCUUGUGAACAUGACACAUGAAAGAUCAAGCACAAAUUUGACUACAAAGGAAGAAAGAGAUGGAAGUUUGGACAGUGGUUUCACUGGAACACAUCAAGACGAAUUCUAUGCAGGGCAGGGAUAUCAUAUGGAUGACUCAAAUCAGAGUCCGACCUUACUUCCAGAUGAACUGGUCAACUGCCUGAAGGCUACAGAAUAUGAACCUGCUGUAGCAACAUCUUAUUUCCCUCAGUUUGUUCUUCGACAAGUUGAAUGGAGUGACUGCUAAGAGGGUUUCAGAGAUGUUGAUUCUAACUUUGUGACUGAACUAAGACUUUGUGGAAUGAGUGGUUUUACCAGCAUAUGUAGGAGAACUACUGUAAGUUUCAGAAAGAAUAAUAUUUAUAGAUCUGCUGUUAAGAACUAUCGGUAAAACACUCAUUUGUCCUAUUUGGCUGCUUUUAAUGAAAACAAACAUGGAAGCAAUCUUUUCUGAAAAGGUCAUUUUGGGGUCAAGUUAAUCACGGAUUUCUAAAAUGUAAAGUGGUUUGGUGUCUAACUUUUCAGCAUUAGUUUUGAUACAAUAAUAUGGAGAAUGUUAUAUUUUUAAAUGGUCCAAUUUUAUUAUUUUUUUAUUUAUUAUCACACUAAAAUGAAAUGUAAAACAGAAAACAUUAAAUUUAAUAAGCUUCUGUGAGCUUUUCUUUUUUUCUAUAUCCAUGCAAAUUCAAUGCAUUUUGGUAAUUUAGGAAAGAAUGUCACUCUUAAAAGUAAUCUCAUAUAUGUCCUCAUAUAUGUUUUUGCUCCAUUUAUUUGCAAGUCUCAAUGGCUAGUACCAGUCAUGCUGUACCUAUGAACACUUUUGCAAGAAAAGCAAAAAAUAUAUAAUUCCUCAUUAAGUAGAACACUGUUGGUUAUAAUCAACAUAUAUAACCAGUAAAUUUGCACAUUGUUUAAGUCUGUCCUUU